This is a messenger RNA of Belonocnema kinseyi, 529 nucleotides long. It is a transcript of the gene RpL27, whose product is annotated as 60S ribosomal protein L27. Gene Ontology annotation, biological process: translation. Gene Ontology annotation, molecular function: structural constituent of ribosome. Bases 125 to 529 code for a protein of 134 amino acids. Gene Ontology annotation, cellular component: cytosolic large ribosomal subunit; ribosome. The record is from RefSeq and is a predicted model, not a curated record. The transcript has 4 exons. NCBI's taxonomy places the organism in Eukaryota, Metazoa, Arthropoda, Insecta, Hymenoptera, Cynipidae.
ACCCGGGGCCCACAAUUCAUUUGAAAUAGUCCUGCAACGUAGAUGGUGCCCAUGAUGGUAGAGGCGCUACUGUCCUUUCAGCUUUCAACUGCCAUUGCGAGCACGAGGCAUUCGCAUCAUCAAAAUGGUGAAAAUUAUGAAAAGUGGAAAGGUGGUGCUGGUCCUUAGUGGCCGGUACGCCGGGCGAAAAGCUAUUGUGAUGCGAAAUUUUGAUGAUGGAACAACCGAGAAGCAGUACGGCCACGCUAUGGUAGCCGGCAUUGACCGCUAUCCCCGAAAAGUACAUAAAAGAAUGGGGAAAGGAAAACUGCACAAACGGUCAAAGAUCAAGCCCUUCGUUAAGGUUUUGAACUACAAUCAUUUGUUACCAACAAGAUACACCGUCGAUUUACAAUUGGACAAAGUGGCACCCAAAGAUUUAAAAGAUCCAAUGAAGAAGAAGAAAGUUCGAUUCCAAACACGAGUGAAGUUUGAAGAAAGAUACAAAUCCGGAAAGAAUAAGUGGUUCUUCCAAAAACUGAGGUUCUAA